AUUCAGACAAUUCUUUCGGUUUUUUGGGAAGCAGUUUCCAAAAAAUGUUUAUUAGCAUCAUUUGCUUUUCACAUUACCUAGUUAAAACAAAUAGUUUUCUUUGUGUUUAUGUGUGUAAAACCCCAUAAUGUUUCAUUUUAGAGGAGAAUAUUAUAAAAUUCUAAAAAUUAGUUUUCUUAGAAGUCACAGAAGUUUUGGCAUAGAAAUGCUUAAGUUGCCCAAGAGUAGUAGGUUCUUUUAAAUAUAAUUUUCUUUAACACCUAUUGCACUUUUUUUGAAUUUAGGCAAUUCAAUUUUUAUUGCCAAUCUCAACUUCUUUUGACUCUACAAAAGAAAUUGUAUCUAUAGCAGCCCCUAAAGCCAAGGAGUCCAGCAAAUCAUUAGAAAAGACUCAUCACUGAAAAACAGCGGAAAGAAGCAGAAUGGGAAAACAUAAAUGUGCUGUUGAUGAUGCAUGGCUUAAAGCCUUUGUCUUUAGUCAAAAGAACAGAUAUGAAAGAAAAUAUAGAUCUCAUCAUUUUUGACAAACAGUUAUCACAAACAAUGAGGGAGAAUUUGAAAACAAUGAUGGAGGAAACAUCACGUCAACAGAACAUGAUCCAGGAGCUCAUAGAAACUAAUAAACAGCUUAAAAAUGAACUUCAGCAACAACAAAGCCGAGCUGCAGAUCAGGAACAACGAGCUAAUGACUUGGAACAAAUUAUGGAGAGUGUGAAGUCCAAAAUUGGUGAAAUGGAGGAUGAAUCUGUAAAUAGGGUUUGCCAGCAACAGAAUAAAAUAAAAGAACUUCAAAAGGAGCAUAAAGCUUUACAGGUACUGAGUUAAACAUUUUCUUACAUGAUAGUCUUAAAACACCUUGUCAGUGUUAAAGGUGACUUCCACGUUGCUUAGUUCAGUGAUCGUUAUCUUCCUUUACCUAUUAUUGUUAUUGACUUGAAAUUCUUUCUUUGUUAUUUCCAGAAUAUCUUCUCUUCUGGUUUUCCUCUAACCCCACUGGUUAUUUUUCGAUCCCGUUGCUGACUCUCCGAAUUUUCCUCAGACUCAUCCCUUAGACUUUUUUUUCCCUAUAAAUUCUAACUUCCUUGGUGAUGCUCAGUCUAAUUCAUAGUACUUUUAAAUCUGUGGCACAGGCUUCUUCCCUUAAUUCCAGACUCACAUCCUGCAUCCUACUUGAUAGCUCUAUUGGAUGUCUAAUCAGGCACCUAGAACUUUUUAACAUGUCUAAAACUGUACCUGGAUUUCCUCCCCAAACUUUCGUCUUUUAAUAUCCGCUCUGGUCCAAGUCACUUUCAUUUCUUUCCUGUUUCUUUCUUGGUUUCCCUACUCCAGGCCUUGCCUUUUUCAGUGUGCUCUCAACACUGUAGCACAGAACACUCUGACUUUGCUUUUUCUUUUUCUUAAAGGGAAAAAUCCAAAACUCUUAACCAUGAUCUUACAUGGUUGUCCCUGUGUUACCUUCUGACUUCACCUACUGUACCCUCUUGCAUAUUCUAUUCCAGUCACACUGACAUUCUUGAUUUUCUUUGAACAUUUUCCUUGAACAUUCUCACCUCAGGGGCUUUGUAUAUUUUCUUCUUCCUUGUUCCCUCUACCAUUCGUGCUUUUUUUAGCUGCAUGGUUUGUUUUCUGUCUGCUUACUCAAGUGUCACAUCACUAUCUCUCCGGGAUUCCUUUUUUGACAACUUCACUUACAGUUGGCAGUCCUGUCCCCCAGAUAUCCUCUUGCCUUCCCUGCUUUGUUUUAUCCAUAACUCUUAGCACCAUCUAACAUGCUGAUAAACUAUACACUUUGUCUUGUUUGCAUAUCUCUGUGUUAGAAUGCAAGCUCCAUGAGGGCUGAUAUUUUUGUCUGUUUUGUCUAGGGCUGAGAAAAUGUCUGCUUUAUUAUUAGUUGUAGAUGCUCAAUAGAUAUUUGAAUUAUUGAUUAUAAUUUUUUAACUUUUAUUUUUCUUGAAAUAUCAAUGUUAUAACAUUGAAUAUCUAAUAUUAAUUUCCUAAUUUAAAAAACCCUCUUUUUAAACUUGGGUGUUUAUUGUAAUUGAAAGAAAGAAAUCUUUUGUAGGGAAAAUCAGUAUUUAGUUGUAUAAGACAUUACAGAUACUUAGAAACAGUAUAUCAUUACAAAUGUUUUUUGUUGACACAGCAUUAUAUGUACCUGUUGCAUACAAGGUGUUUAGGCUGCCUAAAAGGACAGUACUCCUUAGGCAGGGUCUAGAUGUCCCCUCAGUUUAUGCUAGCAGCAUUGGAAGGAUGUGAUAAGUUAAAUUUCAGGGCUCAGAGAGAAUCAGGGGUAGAUACUAAGAAUUUCUGGUAUGAAGCUGCAGGCAGUUGGUGUUCUGCCCUCAUUUAGGCUGCCAGUUUGGGGCCAGCAGUGCUGGACCUGUUGGUGUUCAUAGCUCCAGAGAAGACACUAUCAUUCUUUGGCCAAGUCUGUUUCUGUUAUUCAUCAGUCAAUAAGAUCUAGCAUUUACAUUUUUAGGUUUGCUUUGUUAGGUAGCGUUCCUCAUCAAUAGUAUAUUGUAAAGUCUCUGUGGGGAGGGGGAUUUUGGACAUACUGCUAUAUGCAUUUGAUUUUGACCUUCAUCUCAGAUAUAGGAUAUGUAGAAAUAUGAAGUUCUUUAGCUCAGGGGUCCCCAGACUCUUGGAUCCAAUACCUGGUAAGAAGUGGAGCUGACAUAAUAAUCAUAAAGUGCACAGUAAAUAUAUACACUUGCAUCAUCCCAACCCCCCCUUCCCCAUCCGUAGAAAGAUAGUCUUCCACAGAAUCAGUCGCUAGUGCCAAAAAAGCUGGGGACCGUUGCUUUAACCCAUCAACUUACUGAUGUGAGAAGCAGCCAUCAGGUGGUACUGAUAGAGGGAGUUGAAGGCAGAGAGAUCUGUGUGGGUUUUGUUUUUUUUUAAGGAAGAUACCUAUUUUUUUCCUUAAAGAGGUUGAUCUAUAAAUAAUCACAAGCCAAAUUAUUAAAAUGUAAGGCUUAUGAAUUUACCAGGGUUUUAGGCAAUUCAAAGAAAAAUGCUUGAGUAUUCAUUGGUAAGGGGUGAUUUGAAUGGAGUGUCACGUAUUAUCUGUCAAGAAUUUCAUCUGUCCUAAAUGAAUUAUAGGCCAUGUAACUUUUCACUUCAGGUUUCAGAGUUUUAUUAUAUAGCUUUUAAAUGUGUACAGAGGAAGUCUCAUGUUCCAGUCGGCCAUGGGAAACAGAAUUAGGGUGGGGGUGUGAAAACUUGGUUUUGUGGAAGUGUGUGUGUGUGUUCAGUAGUGUCUGACUCUUUGCCACCCCAUGGACUGUAGC
This is a messenger RNA of Odocoileus virginianus texanus, 3290 nucleotides long. The record is from RefSeq and is a predicted model, not a curated record. NCBI's taxonomy places the organism in Eukaryota, Metazoa, Chordata, Mammalia, Artiodactyla, Cervidae.